CCGAUGCAGUUUUAUCGGCUGAUCCACCACGCAGUGGUACCGGCAUUCGUACUCACGUGUUGCAGAGAUCCGGUGCAGUACGAACAAUGCAGUUGUGGGUUUUGUUCGCGGUGGUUCUUGGCGCGAGUGAGACGCGGCACUUUUACCCUUACUCGCAGUACCCUCAGUACUCGUACCACAGACAGCUGACCACCACCACCACGCAGAACCCGGUCUUGAGAAGGGGUGGCUACGAGGUGGCGCGUGUGGACGAUAAGAGCUACCCCCAGAACCAGAAGUACCCGUAUUCUAGCCAUAGACAUGUCAGUAGUACCACGACUGAGCCGGCGUAUCUUCACAGUGUCAAUGAUGUGAUGGUCGUGGAUGAGAGGACUGGGAUUCAGUACAACCCUUACAGUAAACACCAUCCGGGACGACAUGUUUGCACUCGACAGCGUAAUGUAACACAACCAGUUCGUGUCAAACGGGUCGUUUGCAAACCAACUUACAAGAAAUAUAUGGUACGAUGCGGAACGCAGUGGUGCGAAGGUGUAAGAUUAGUCUACGAGAAAUUCCACAAGGAGGUGGUUGCCAACAACAACCACACCACCGUCGACUACACCUGCUGCCCUGGAUGGAGCUCAGUCCACUGGAAGAGCCACGGCUGCAACAAACCUGUGUGUUCACCCCCAUGUAUGAAUGGCGGCAAAUGUGUGAAGCCGAAUGUUUGCAGCUGCCCCCAGGGGGCUGCUGGUAGGUUUUGUGAAACGAAAACCAGCGUGUACGCCCCAAAUGGUUGCGGCAAUUGCAUGGCCCCCUGUGACGUUGGUGUACAAUCUAUCUGUCCCCAAUGUCUCAGUAUUUAUAACCCAUCGUAUCCCCAUACCUGUAGUCCUUGUCCUGGAGUGGAUGUGCGUCAACCUUGUACCGCUACUCCUCCUUCUACCCCUUGUCCCCCGACGUCUCCCCCGGGAUGUCUUCCCAACUGUCUCCCCACGUGUCUCCCUACCUGUAUCAUCACCACGUGUCCUUCCACGUGUCCUUCUGAGUGCCCUUGCCAUUCACCCGGUGGUCCUGUGACUGUAUAUACGUGUAAUUGUCAAAAGAAACGUAAUGGUUUACAGGCAACUCCACCACCACAAAAACCAUGCACACCACCCUGUAUAAACGGAGGCACCUGCAGUCCCACCGAGCGAUGCAUCUGUCCUCCCGGAUAUACGGGCAAACAAUGCGAAACAGACGUAGAUGAGUGCAAACAAAAACCCUGCGACCACAUAUGCUACAACACCCCCGGGAGCUUCAAAUGCCAAUGCAAAGAGGAUUUCCAAUUACAGGACGACGGCCAAACCUGUCGCAAAGAAAAUGAAGAAGCAUCAGAAACCAAGGAUCUAGAAGCCAAAAUAAACCUGAGUCAAAAAGAGCAAGAAAUGAGGAUGGACUGCAUCAGCAAAAGACUGGUGAAGCUUGAAAAGAUGAUGCGGGAGCAAAAGGAAAACGGAGUCACUAAGACCGAUCUCGAUGGCAUCUACUCAAAUAUUGAUAAGAUAUCAGACGACCUAACUGCAAUUAAUAUUAAAUUAACUCAGAUGGAUUGUAUUAAUCGAGAAUUAGAUGACUUUAAGAAAAGCGUUCAAUGUAACAUGGGGCGAAUUAACAGCAAACUGGGAGCUUUGAACUCUGUCCAAGCAGAACUUGCUAAAUUAAAAUGUAACCUUAAUCAUGUUGCCCAGAGAAGCAUGGAUCUACAAAGGCAAAUCGACGAAUCAUAUUUAGUAGAAGAAUCUUGUCCUCCUCUUCCCGAAAGCUGUCCUGUUCCUAUUGAAGACUCCAGAAUGAGUAAAGAUAACAGAACGGGUUCCUUUGAACCUGUGGGGUAUCCUGACGACCCUGAAGAUGACGACUGCGGACUUCAAGAUCUACGUACUGAAUGUAAACGUGCGUCUAGUGAAAUCAGAACGGUUCCGAGUUCUAGUGAGACUUCUUACCAACGACACAAGAGUCGCGAGCGUUCCUACGAGUCGUCAAGGAACCUGGGUUCUUCGAGUUUUUCUCGAGAACGUGGGGAUGCACCUCCUUCUAGAUCACGAAGAGGUUUUUCUGAGGCACAUAGAAAUAAUUGUGAUAGUAGAUGUGAACCAAAAGUUUCCGAUUCUCAACAUACUUAUGUGGUAGAGUACGACUCAAGUAAUUUCCCCGAAUGCCACCGGUAAACUAGAGUUAGUUGACCACCAUAGAGUUCGUUGUUUAAUUUGGUGCCAAGUGCACAUCUGCUACCUGCCCCAUUAAAUAUAAGUAGUCAUUUUGUAUAGUGAUUCUGUGUAUGUAUAUGUAUAUCGCAUAGCCUGGUCCUUUGUCUUAUGUAUGUAUAUGUUAAGAAUAUAAUAAAACGGAUGUAAACCUA
Zophobas morio is the source of this 2380-nucleotide messenger RNA. RefSeq names its product fibrillin-2 (gene slow). Gene Ontology annotation, cellular component: extracellular region; cell surface. Gene Ontology annotation, biological process: anatomical structure development. Lineage: Eukaryota; Metazoa; Arthropoda; Insecta; Coleoptera; Tenebrionidae. The transcript is spliced from 10 exons. Gene Ontology annotation, molecular function: signaling receptor binding; calcium ion binding. The coding region runs from base 87 to 2189 and encodes 700 amino acids. The record is from RefSeq and is a predicted model, not a curated record.